GAAAGAAAGAAAAAUUAAAGAAAGAAAAGAGGCAAAGGAAAGAAACUCGAGAGGAGGCAGGACGUGAAGAAGAUUGAAGAACAGCGUUGAUCGAUGUCUUCAACUCCGAAGAGGCGAAAGAAACUCAAGCCAAAUCCGGACUCCGAUGCCGGUUCUAAAGGCGAUUCUUCUGCUUCAUCUUCUACAGUGUUGCUGAAGUCUCUCAAGCAACCGCCUCGCGAUUUCUUUCCCUCCGAGAACGAUCUCAUUAGGCUAAUUACUGUACUUUUCAUCGCCUGCUUGGUUUUUCUGAGCUGUAACUUCUUCGUAUCUAGACUCGCGAGUCGCCGCCCGGAGCCUUUCUGCGACACUGACGCCGAUUCCUUGGACUUGCUUUCUGAUGCUUGCAAGCCUUGUCCAAGUCAUGGAGAAUGCCGUGGAGGUGAGUUGGAAUGUGUUCGUGGUUAUAGAAAGCACGGAAGGUUAUGCAUAGAAGAUGGAGUAAUCAAUGAAGCAGUUAAGAAACUUUCAGAAUGGCUAGAAUCUCACCUCUGUGAAGCAAAUGCCAAGUUCAUGUGCGAUGGAGUUGGGACAGUCUGGGUUAAAGAGGAUGAUAUAUGGGAUGAUUUAGAUGGUCAAGCACUGGUGGAAAACAUUGGCUCUGACAACACCACUUUUAUGUAUGCGAAGAGAAAGGCAUUGGAAACUAUUAUUGGGUUAUUUCAGACACAGCAAAAUUCUCUUGGGAUCGAGGAAUUGAAAUGUCCAGAUCUGCUGGCUGAAAGUUACAAGCCAUUUACUUGCCGUAUUCAUCAUUGGGUUUUGAAGCAUGCUUUUGUUGUUUUGCCAGUUUUCUUACUGCUUGUGGGAUGCACUUGGUUACUAUGGAAACUUUACCGGAGACAACAUCUAACAAAUAGAGCUGAAAAUCUGUACAACCAGGUCUGCGAAAUACUUGAGGAAAAUGCUUUGAUGUCAAAGAGAAUAAGUGGUCAAUGUGAAUCAUGGGUUGUUGCAUCCAGGUUACGCGACCAUCUUCUUUUGCCACGAGAGAGGAAGGAUCCUUUGUUAUGGAGGAAGGUAGAGGAAUUGGUUCAGGAAGACUCACGAAUAGAUCGCUACCCRAGACUGGUCAAGGGUGAAGGAAAAGAAGUAUGGGAAUGGCAAGUAGAAGGUUCUUUGAGUUCUUCAAAGGAAAAGAGACUGGCAAGCAAAUUAAGUUCCAGGGUGGCGAUGGAAGUAAAUUCUGACCGAAUAUACCGUAAAGUGGAUGAGCCGAAGCCAGUAGUUUCGUGACAUGGCGCUCAUUGGAGAGUAUGCUGUCUAUUUAGAGCUAGCUUAGCUGGAGAAUCAGAACAGGUACAAGUUUAGCAAUUAAGCUCUAAGGUCCAUAAUUAUUAUGUUUCAGGCUUUUGGCUGCUGAGUGAAGUACUUUUAAGGAAGCAGUUUCUGCUGGGGCAACUGGGGCAACUGGGGCUUGUAGUGUACAGGUACUGGAAUAGUUUUUUUUUUUUUUUUCCUAAUCGAAGCUUUGCUCUCCUUUUUAAGAGUUCAUGUGUCCGACUCRGACCUGARAGACAUCAAGAGUUUUAUUAUUAAGCUCACUUAAAGGUUCAAACAUACAUCCUCUAAGUAGGUGUUACACAGGACCGUGUACCCUUGCCAAUGGGAAGAAGUUUGAGGACAAAAAAUAGUUAAGGAUUAUAUAUGAGCAGUAAAUGAAAUUGUUUUCUA
This is a messenger RNA of Momordica charantia (bitter melon), 1713 nucleotides long. RefSeq names its product Man1-Src1p-carboxy-terminal domain protein. Gene Ontology annotation, molecular function: chromatin binding. NCBI's taxonomy places the organism in Eukaryota, Viridiplantae, Streptophyta, Magnoliopsida, Cucurbitales, Cucurbitaceae. Gene Ontology annotation, biological process: nuclear membrane organization. Gene Ontology annotation, cellular component: nuclear inner membrane; endoplasmic reticulum; nuclear periphery. The record is from RefSeq and is a predicted model, not a curated record.